Messenger RNA from Phyllopteryx taeniolatus (common seadragon), 168 nucleotides. Lineage: Eukaryota; Metazoa; Chordata; Actinopteri; Syngnathiformes; Syngnathidae. The record is from the annotation of a RefSeq genome assembly.
AUGCCACAAUUAAACCCCUACCCUUGAUUCGCUAUUCUUGCUUUCACAUGAUUAGUUCUUACAACGAUCCUUCCCCCUAAAGUCUUAGCUCACAAGUUCACUAAUGAACCUAACGCACAAGCCACUAAAACCCCUAAAACACUUCCUUGAAACUGACAAUGGCACUAA